UUUCUCAACAAAAUAUUCAUGGGGGGCCAAAUAUUCUUGAUUGAAUCUCUUGUCAAUACCAUCAAAAUAGAAAUACUCCUUUCCAACAUAGUUUCGAGCUCAUUCCUCUCCCCUUCACCAUAUAACACGGCAUGGUUGGCGAUGAUUCCUGAUCCUCACCGGCAUGAUUGUCCCAUGUUUAACGUGUGUUUGAACUAGGUGCUCCAUAAUCAGAAUGAAGAAGGGUUUUGGGGAGAUUAUGAUUAUGAAGAACAUGAAAUGUCCGAUGGAGGGGAGUGUCUUGCUUCAACCCUUGUUUGCAUGACUGUGCUCAAAAAGUGGCAUGUUGGUUCAACCUUAAUAGAGAAAGGAUUAAAGUUCAUUCAUGGAAAUGCAGAAUUGCUUCUUUCGAGAAACAAGCGUGGAAAUUCUCCUCGUUGGAUAGCUAUCAUCUUGCCUGGAAUGAUUGAUUUGGCACGUGCUGUUGGUUUGGAGAUCAUAUUCCCCGAAAGCACCGAAUCUGCCAUUGUAGAUUUAUUCCGCAAUCGACAACGAAUUCUCGAAAGGGAGAAACUUGUGGACAGGAACCAAUAUUACCCAUUGUUGUCAUAUCUUGAGGCAUUGCCUCCAACAUACAAAAUCAGCAAUGAAACCAUAUUGAAGCAUGUAGAUGGCGACGGCUCUUUAUUUCAAUCACCCUCUGCAACAGCAAGUGCAUACCUAUCCACUGGUCACAAAGCAUGCCUUGCUUAUCUUCAAUCUCUUGCUUCAAAUUGUGCUUCUAACGGCAGUAAGUGA
Messenger RNA from Eucalyptus grandis, 777 nucleotides. RefSeq names its product S-linalool synthase-like. The record is from RefSeq and is a predicted model, not a curated record. The transcript has 3 exons. Lineage: Eukaryota; Viridiplantae; Streptophyta; Magnoliopsida; Myrtales; Myrtaceae. Gene Ontology annotation, biological process: diterpenoid biosynthetic process. Bases 259 to 777 code for a protein of 172 amino acids. Gene Ontology annotation, molecular function: terpene synthase activity; magnesium ion binding.